UCAAGUUUGCACACCCAAUGCCACCAACACAGUAUGGUCUCAUUGUCAAUGCGUUUUAGCCGAUGGUGUUGAACGUGGUAUUUUAACUGCCAAUCGUAUGAUACCCGGUCCCAGUAUACAAGUGUGUGAAAAUGAUAAAGUUGUCAUCGAUGUUGAGAAUCAUAUGGAGGGUAUGGAAGUCACUAUUCAUUGGCACGGUAUCUGGCAACGUGGCUCACAGUAUUAUGAUGGUGUACCGUUUGUAACACAAUGUCCCAUUCAACAGGGUAAUACAUUCCGUUAUCAAUGGACCGGUAAUGCUGGUACUCACUUCUGGCACGCUCACACAGGUCUGCAAAAAUUAGACGGUCUCUAUGGCAGUAUUGUUGUAAGACAGCCACCAUCACGUGAUCCCAACUCUCAUCUGUAUGACUUUGAUUUGACCACUCAUAUUAUGUUGAUCAGUGAUUGGUUGCAUGAAGAUGCUGCCGAACGUUAUCCUGGUCGUUUAGCUGUCAAUACCGGUCAAGAUCCCGAAUCUCUAUUGAUCAAUGGUAAAGGUCAAUUCCGCGAUCCCAAUACUGGUUUCAUGACAAAUACCCCCUUGGAAAUAUUCACUAUUACACCUGGUCGCCGUUAUCGUUUCCGUAUGAUCAAUGCAUUCGCUUCGGUGUGUCCAGCACAAGUAACAAUUGAAGGUCAUGGUUUGACAGUUAUUGCUACAGAUGGUGAAGCAGUACAUCCGGUUGAUGUGAAUACGAUUAUAUCGUUCUCUGGUGAACGUUAUGAUUUUAUUAUAACAGCCGAUCAACCAGUUGGUGCUUAUUGGAUACAAUUGAGAGGUUUGGGUGAAUGUGGUAUCAGACGUGCACAACAAUUGGCCAUAUUGCGUUAUGCUCGCGGACCCUAUCAACCAGCAUCAGCGCCACCAACUUAUGAUGUUGGCAUACCACAGGGUGUGGUUAUGAAUCCUUUGGAUGCCCAAUGUAAUACCCAACGUAAUGAUGCCAUUUGUGUAAGUCAAUUGAAAAAUGCUUUGGAAAUUGAUCGUGGCAUUUUGGCGGAAAAACCCGAUGUAAAAAUCUUCUUGCCCUUCCGUUUCUAUUUGUAUAGACCCGAAGAGCUGUUCCAGCCUAACACCUAUAACAGAUUUUGGGUAAUCGCUCCCACUGGUGAUCAUGUUAUUUCAUUGAUCGAUGAAAUUUCUUAUUUAUCGGCUCCUGCACCCUUAACUUCUCAAUUCAAUGAUAUUAAUCCCGAACAGUUUUGUAACGGUGAUAAUAGACCAGCUGAUUGUGGUCCUAAUUGUAUGUGUACCCAUAAAAUCGAUAUACCCUUGAAUGCUGUUGUUGAAGUUGUUCUGGUAGAUGAAGUCCAACAACCCAACUUGUCACAUCCCUUCCAUUUGCACGGUUACGGUUUCAGUGUAGUGGGUAUUGGUCGUUCGCCCGAUACUAAUGUCAAGAAGAUUAACUUGAAACAUGCCUUGGAUUUGGAUAGACGUGGUCUCUUGCACAGACAAUACAAUUUGCCACCCACCAAAGAUACCAUUGCGGUGCCAAACAAUGGUUAUGUGGUACUAAGAUUUAGAGCUGAUAAUCCUGGUUUCUGGCUAUUCCAUUGUCAUUUCUUGUUCCAUAUUGUUAUUGGUAUGAAUUUGAUUUUGCAAGUGGGUACAAAUGCCGAUUUGCCACCAAUACCACCAGGUUUCCCCACAUGUGGUGAUCACACGCCUCCUAUACCUAUUAAUUAAAUACUUUAAUUAAACUAAUUAAAACUACCAAUUAAAACAAAAAAAAAAACUUAUAACAACACAAAAACUAAACUAAAUAACAACUAAUAGGUGUUAGAGAAAAUGAUUGACAACAAAUAAGAUUUUCCCUAAAACGAAAAAAGACAUUUGUUGCAGCAAUACCAUAUAACAAAUCGAAUCAUUUUCUAGAGAACACACAUGUACAAAGUUUUUAGAAGACAUAGACAACAAAUAAAAAUGUAUUAUAAAUAACUGAAAAAAAAAACUUGAACGAAAAAACUAGAAAAAUAUCUAAGCAGAAAUUUUAAAUAAGCUUUAAAGCUUGUUUAAGCUUUAAGCUUAGCGCCUAUUUAGGUGUAAAUAAUGAACAUACUCCACUGACUAUACAAUUAUGUAUUUGAAAUUAUUUUAUAACUAUUAUUAUUUGCGCUUAAGAAAUAUAUCGGAAGCCUUGUUUUACUCAACCAAGGCUUAAUAUAAAGCUUAAAUAUAAACAACUUUAGCUACUUGUAAAAAAAGCCAUUUAUAACAGAACACAAAGCUGUUUUUAUUUAAGCUUUAGCAGCCAUUUUUAAAAAGGUUUUUCUUAUAUAUUUUUAAAAAAAACUUUAAGGAAAUUAUUUAUAAUUAUUUCCCAGCGCAAUAGUCAUAAAACUAUGAAUUAUUUUUUAAACAUUUUUUAACUCGAGUACACUUUACCACAAAAUAUAGUUAAUUUUUAUUUUUUCAAAAAUAUUAAAAAAAAUUCUUUUGUUUGUAAAUUAAGAAAAUUUUCUUUACUUUUAUAAUAAUUUGUCCCUUUUCUAAUUUUUAUUUGUAUGUAUUAAUUGCAAAAUUUUCUUUUCCCAUUUUUUUCUCUCUGUGUAUAGUUUCUGUUAAGUAAUUUGUACUUGUAUGUAUUUUUUUUUUUUUUUUGCUCUUAGUGUAUAUUUUAUUAUUUAAAUUUUUAAAUACAGAACUGCAAUAGUUUAUGUUUAUUAAUAAUUAUUUUUUUUUUUUUUUUAAGUUUUUUACUUUUGUAAAAAAUGUUUAAAAAUAUUAUAACCCUUAAAAUACUCCUUCCUUUUUUGCCUAUUUUUCCUUAAAUUGUUUGUAUUAAUUUUCGUUUAAUUUUUGCACCGCUUAUUUAAAUGUUAAUUUUUUUUAUUAUUUUUUUAUGUUUCUUUUGAAAAAUGUUAAUAAUUUAAACAAAAAAAAAAAAAGAAAAAAUCAAAUGAGUUAAUUGUAUAAAGACAUGAAAAUAUUAAAUAUUAUUAUAUUUUUAUACGAAUAUUACUGCCGUUAAUAUUAAAUUUAAUUAUUUUUAAAAUAAAAUAAAAACAAAAUAAAUUAUAUUAAAAAAACAA
Lucilia sericata (common green bottle fly) is the source of this 3078-nucleotide messenger RNA. Its product is annotated as laccase-4-like. Gene Ontology annotation, biological process: iron ion transport. Gene Ontology annotation, molecular function: oxidoreductase activity; copper ion binding. The record is from RefSeq and is a predicted model, not a curated record. Gene Ontology annotation, cellular component: plasma membrane. NCBI's taxonomy places the organism in Eukaryota, Metazoa, Arthropoda, Insecta, Diptera, Calliphoridae. The transcript has 7 exons. Bases 98 to 1732 code for a protein of 544 amino acids.